Blastomyces dermatitidis ER-3 is the source of this 3435-nucleotide messenger RNA. Its product is annotated as phosphatidylinositol glycan, class W. NCBI's taxonomy places the organism in Eukaryota, Fungi, Ascomycota, Eurotiomycetes, Onygenales, Ajellomycetaceae. Bases 1622 to 3151 code for a protein of 509 amino acids. The transcript is spliced from 2 exons. Gene Ontology annotation, biological process: protein localization to plasma membrane; GPI anchor biosynthetic process. Gene Ontology annotation, cellular component: endoplasmic reticulum; membrane. Gene Ontology annotation, molecular function: glucosaminyl-phosphatidylinositol O-acyltransferase activity. The record is from RefSeq and is a predicted model, not a curated record.
GGGGCCGGGGGAAACUUUAUAUUGAUAGCCGCAUCCAUGGAUCACUCCUUUCAAAUUUUUAUAGGAGAUCCUAAUGACGUUAGAAAGAGAGAGAAGGUAGAAAAUAGCAAUAUAUAAAACCAAACGAACUUACCUCAAUUAUAUUUAUUUUCACAAAGCAACCGUCCUUGUGAUAAACACGCGCGCGCACCAAGAACAGCUCAACCAUAGAAGUCUCCAGUGAAGGUUAAAGGUGUCAUGGGCGAACAGCUUCAGGCCUUACCCUUUCUGUCUCAAAGAAAAGGCCCAAAUCAACCAAACCACCAGAUCAACAGAGCAUUUCCCACCUUUAUCACAACUUCAAACUUUCUUCGGAGCCCCAGCCUUGUCAGCGGCUGCUGCAGAAGCCAUUGACGACAUCGACGAUGCAGCCGUGAGAUCCUUUGCUUCCAACAGGGCGCAUGGCUGGAUAAAAACCACCAUGGUAACGGGUUCCGUCGAGCUCAUGUUCUUCAACCUAUGCAUCGUCGCCCUCUGCACGAAGACAUCCCCCUUUCUCAAGACCCUGGACUCGCCCGAGUCUAGCAAUAGUUCAAGGCUCCCCUCAAUUACCAUUCCGGUAUCAACGUUCAAUGUACGAUGCAUGUGAGACUGCGCGCCCGGUUUGGUAACUAUGGUUCGCAUGACCGUACCGUUGUUAAUAACGAUCCCUCCUGGGUUGGCGAGGCGGUUGCUGUAGAUUUGGAGAUCGGUGUUUGCGCAGAGGGAUGUGGGAAAGCCUUCGGUUGCAUAUUGGGCUUGAAAAUGCUCAGACCGCCUGGGUAUUCCGCAUCCGGGACAGUGGUGGGGAUGGAAGCAUCGAAGACUGAGGCACCUGAGGCAUCAUGUGUGGUUAUGAAACGUUGAGGAGAUUGUUCAGGCAUUUCGCUGGGUUUAUUUUCUUCACACCUUUUCUCGCUUUUAACUGGACGUUUCCUUUUUGUUCAUCUGGUAGUGGAAAGAAGGGUAUAAAGGGUUCGAGGUAGCUCCUUAUAAGAGUUGGGGAUAUCGGGUAGAUAUCUGAAUGCAGGCGCGCUACCCCUCUCCCCCUCAGACUCAUUAUUGUCAAGGAUUAUUGAGAUCAUCCCUCGACUAGCAAAUCACUGCCCACAGAGCGACGAAGCGAACUGGCAUUCGCGGCCAGUUUGGACAGCUUCAGGAACUCGCCGGCCGUCUACAUCGCCAUAUAUCUUCUGAGAUGGGGAUUUGUAUGUAUGUAUAGUACAAAUUUUGCUGAAGCUGUCCUUGCACCGCGGUCGGGUUAUAUAUAUAUCCCAAUCUAGAGCACAGGCAAGAAAUUUGCAAAAAGUAACCUAAUGUAAAGUUAUUCUUGAAAACCCCCUUGUUAUUAGAUGUUUAGCCGCGAUGUCUUGGCAUUGAUGUCAGCGCCAAAAAAAAGUUAUCCGCGCGUUUUCAACAUCGUGUCCUUUUAUAGAUAUCAACAACGAUAACGUGGCAUUUUCUGACAACAGCAUACAUGUCCUUCUACCGCAAGCGCUCUAUAUAACUGUGAGCUGUGUGCCACAAGCUAUACAAUGCCAUUUCAAUUUUGAUUACACAUGACACCGACAAGGUGAUUCACAUUUCCAACGAGGGGACAACAAUGCCGCAGGCACCACAGUCCUACAAGGACCGAAAGGAGGCCUUCGUGUCUAACCUAUCCGGCGGCAGUAUAUUAGAUAUUAAUGCCGUAACGCUCGUUGCACCGGCCGCAGUGCUCCUCUGGUCCUCUCUCCAAUCCCGCAAAUCUUUCUUCACCCCCUAUUUACCCGCAUCAUUAAUCGUGGACUUCCUCCUCAAUGUCGCGGCAAUCCUCUUUGCCUCAACUCUUUAUUCGUCCAAUCCCCUCAUCCUCAACGUCCUCCUCAUCUCACCCGCGAUUUUAUUACUCUUGGGCCCAAAACGAAGCCAACCGGCGCAAAAAGCCAAACCCCCACCUACAUCCUUAAAGCCUUCAGAAAAUGCUGGGAAAGAUCCGAAAACGGCUUCAAAUACACUAGAUCUCGUUCCAAUCCGCCCGUUCCUCACCACAUACCGCGGCGCCAUGAUGAUAGCAACAUGCAUGGCCAUCCUUGCUGUCGACUUCGGCAUCUUCCCCCGGCGAUUUGCCAAAGUAGAAAACUGGGGCACCUCGCUUAUGGACCUGGGUGUUGGAUCGUUUGUCUUCUCCGGGGGUGUGGUAUCGACUCGGUCCAUCCUCAAGAGCCAGAGUGCAUCCUCGUGCAGUAGUGGAUCACUGCCCAAAAGGCUCCUCGGUUCGGCCCGCCACACUAUCCCGCUCUUUGUCCUUGGCAUGAUCCGACUCUACAGCGUAAAGGGGCUAGAUUAUGCAGAACAUGUGACGGAAUAUGGCGUUCAUUGGAAUUUUUUCUUCACGCUGGCGUUCUUGGGUCCCUUCGUGGAGAUUUUCCAUUCGUUAACGGCAAUUAUUCCGUCCUACGAGGCGCUAUCUAUACUGGUUGCCAUUGCAUAUCAAGUUACGCUCGAGUCGACGGAUCUAAAAAAGUACAUUCUAGUAUCGCCUCGAGGUCCGUCUCUUCUUUCGAAGAACCGCGAGGGGGUAUUUUCACUUUUGGGUUACCUAGCAAUCUUCCUCGCCGGACGCGCUACGGGUUUAAGAGUGAUGCCCCGAGAAACCUCCUCCUCCCCCUCCAAGACGCCUUACCAAGCACGAAAGUCCCUACUUAUCCGCCAGGCAAUCUGGUCCAUUAUCUGGACUGCAUUAUUCUCCUUCAAUUCCCUCCACAUGUUUGGGUAUGGCGGAGGCAUACCCGUUUCGCGUCGGCUGGCAAAUUUACCAUAUGUCUUUUGGGUAGCGGCAUUCAACAACUCGCAGCUCUUCCUUUUCUGCCUUGUUGAGACGUUAUUCUUCCCGUCAGUGUACAAGGCGACUGACAAGGCGAGCGAGGAGGAGCGAAGUCGGUUUGCGACAAGCAGGAUCAUGCGUGCGUUCAACGGCAAUGGUUUAGCGAUUUUCUUGAUUGCAAAUCUCCUUACUGGCGCGGUUAAUAUGGGGAUGAAUACUUUGGAUGCGGACAAGAGUACUGCAAUGGCUGUAUUGGUUGGAUAUGCUAUUGUCUUAACGGGCGCGGCGCUGGCCAUGGACAAAUGGAAUUUGAAGUUGAAAUUAUGAAGCAGAGUAAUAAUUUUGGGAUAGUCGGUUUAUUUCAAUUGUAUAAUACGCGAUAUAGGUUAUCAUAAUUAUUUGGUUUGUUAACUAUCGUUCAAGCCGUCAAUUAUCUCUAACGUCUACUCUACAAACCACUAUUUACGAGCAAUACCCCUAUAUUUAUUUCCCCACUCCAUAAACAAAAAGUAGUGAACGUCAGUUGCCUCAUCGCAUUUUAUGCCAUCAUACUAGGUGGCGGCGGCGCAUCCCUUGAGGUUAUUAUCAACCAAUCAGCGUCUUUCAACUAG